AUGAUAAAUAGACCAAUAUAUCGACAACUAUUUUACAACGGCUUCAACAGGUUGCGCAUAGCAUAUACUGGGCAACUUAUCAGUUAUCGAUUUAUCCUGCGUUCGAAUGUACGUGUCAGUCGUAAAUUACAACAAUUGGAAUUUGAUCAGGAAAAGACAACAACGGAAAGGAUGCAGGUAGAAAUUGAUGGUGUUGACGACGCUGUCGGCUUGUUGUUAUAUCAAGGUAAGAGAUUAAAUAAUGAUCAGUCGGCUGAGAUCCAAGGUGGUGCUUGUGUAUUGCAUAAACGUGGUUAUGAUGAUGAUUUAUUCAAGAUCGAGAAACAGAAACCAAAGUUCACCCAUGGCCAAAUUCGUGAUUUUGAAGCCCAUCUCAAUAAUAAAGAAGAAGAAGUUUAUGCACAAGCUAUCAUUAGACAAGUUGAGCAAUCAGCCGCCACGGCAACAGCAAUCAAGGCUAGAGCUAAAACAACAAAGAAACGUUCCACCAAACUGACAAAGACAAAGAAGAGUGUAGUCAAAGCAGCUACAAUAUCUUCACCCUCGCCACCGCCAUCACCACAAACAGCAUCAAAGGAUGAGUUUCUUUUCAAUAAAAAUGAAAGUUUACGCAACAUUUACAAUAAUUGGAACUUGACACAUUCGGAAAACUUACCCAUAGUGAGCCCACUUCUGUCAAAUGAUACCCCAUUCAAUUUUUAUACCAAACACAAUGCUGACCCGUCAAUAAUAAAAGCAGCACGAUUAGCAGCCACGAAGUUGUUAGUCAAUAAUUGGUGUCAAAUGCGAGAGUAUUAUAAAGUCUACGCGGGAUCUCCACGAUCACCUCCUACAAAGGCAAUGGAGCAAGGGACUCUUCAUCAUGCUAUUUUGGAGGAAGAGACUCAUCCACUGAUUGAUAUUAUGGACAUGUUGAUGUUUGUUUCUGAAAAGGCAUAUUCAUUAAAGAGGGAGUUAAAGGCCAAAGCAGGGUUAUUGAAUGAAGGACAAGAAAAUAGGUCACAAAAAAACUCCUUGAUAAUUAAUCUAGAUGUUGAGAAAGCUGUUAAAGCCAUAGAGGAAAUGCUAACGAUAUCCGAGGAAGAAAAAUUAGCCAAUGACUGGUCCCAUAAAGUAAUUGCCCGAUUAUUUGCGUUGUUAACAAACUCACAAGCUAGAGAGAUUCCUAUUCAUGGAUAUAUCGAUCUGAACAAACUAAAAUUCAUUGAAUCACAAGAUGGUGUUGAGACAUUGGAUAACUCGGUGCUUGUUUCGGCAAUUGUCGAUUUAUUCAAGUUUGGAAAUCAUAAAGAUCCAACUGAUUUAACAUUUGUCACUGAGAUGCAAAAUAUGAUGGAUUUCGAAUUUGGUAAAGAUCAAGCGGGACUUAAACCCGUGAUUGAUUUGACCAAGUUUAUACCCGAGACACAAAAGAUACUUACUGAGUAUAAUCGUGAUGGUAAUUUAUCACUUGUUAUAUCGGACGUCAAGACUCGAAGUGAAGAUAGUUUACCUCCACAACAAUCAGUUUUGAAUGGUGCCAGAAACCAAACUUUUCUCUAUCGCAAACUUUUCAACGGAUUAACUAAAAAUCCUCAAUUCACGUAUCGUGGGUUACUUGAAAAUGGAGUUAAAAGAAAAUUGGAUAUUGAUAAACCAUUGAGCCCAAUUAUGGUUUUGCAAAUGUUGCGAUUGAAUCCACACUUGUUUUAUAACGAUUUUGUGAAAUUGAGUAAUGGAGAACCAAUUGGCUUUGAACCAUUUGAUGAAGAUGUCAAAUUGAACAAGUUGACCGAAUCAAUAUCUGUAUUGGAGAUUGAGAGGUAUACAAUGGACAAGUCGGUUCCUCCACACCAUGAUGAUUUUCGAUUUGAUUUAUUAUUCCAAAAUGCAGAUGAAUUUUCAUUUACAUCACCAUCAAACAAAUCGUACUUGGGCGAGCUAGAACAAAUGGAAUCACAGUCCAAUCAACCAUUCCCUUAUUCUCGUUACAUGAAACCACUUUUGAAAACAUGGCAAACACCGCCAACACUACGAUAUCUAGCAGCAAGAUCAGCACAAUUUUUCCACUUGUUCAACAACUUUACUAAUGAUGCUACCACAGUGGAAUACCACAAUGCUAAAACUCAUGAAAUUUUUGAAAUUUGUCAAUAUCAAUACAAAGAACAAGAAAUCCAAUUAGAAUUGAAUCUGGCAUUUGGAUUUUGGUUCGGAAAGAUGUUGCCCAAAUUUGCUGAUUCUAAAACCAAAUGUAGAUUUUGUGAAUUCAAACUGAAAUGUAUUGUUGGUAGAGGGGAAGCUGAUGAUUUGAUAUAUAAACGGAAGAUGGUUGGUCCUAAAUUAAGAGAGUUUAUAGGCAAAAUUGUUUAA
Lodderomyces orthopsilosis Co 90-125 is the source of this 2349-nucleotide messenger RNA. It is a transcript of the gene DEM1, whose product is annotated as Dem1p. Gene Ontology annotation, cellular component: mitochondrion; nucleus. Gene Ontology annotation, biological process: interstrand cross-link repair. The coding region runs from base 1 to 2349 and encodes 782 amino acids. Gene Ontology annotation, molecular function: single-stranded DNA 5'-3' DNA exonuclease activity. NCBI's taxonomy places the organism in Eukaryota, Fungi, Ascomycota, Pichiomycetes, Serinales, Debaryomycetaceae. The transcript has a single exon. The record is from RefSeq and is a predicted model, not a curated record.